AUGGCGGCAAUUUCCCCCGACACCAGAACAACUCCGCCAGCCCCCGCCUCUACAGCAUCGCCUGCAAAUAUCAACCUGCGGAACCCUCUACCGUUAUCUGCGGCACAAGAAGCACAAGUGAGGGAUUUAUAUUACAAACGGGUAAGAGGGCAUUGCGCGGCGGAAAUCAAAGAAUUCGCUGCCUGCGCUAUAAACCGGACCGUAACCGCAACGUGGGUGUGUCGCAAGCAACGCCUGGCCAUGAAUGCCUGCAUGGUUGAGCACGCGAAGCCCGAAGAGGAAGAUCGCGCGCGUGAAGAGUGGUUCACCAGCCGUGAAGAGCGGAGGAAGAAUCGGGAGCUAGAGGAAAAAAAGACAGAGGAGAGGCGGCGAGAGGUUAUACAAAUGAUGAGGGAUGAUGAAGAGAGGCGGCGGAGAGAGGAGGCGGAGAGCGCCAAGGGGAAGAAAGGGUGGUUUGGGUAG
Molecule: messenger RNA, 462 nt
Organism: Histoplasma capsulatum G186AR
Lineage: Eukaryota; Fungi; Ascomycota; Eurotiomycetes; Onygenales; Ajellomycetaceae
Exons: 2
Coding region: 1-462 (153 amino acids)
Cellular component (GO): mitochondrion
Source: RefSeq, a predicted model, not a curated record